This is a messenger RNA of Vombatus ursinus (common wombat), 1659 nucleotides long. RefSeq names its product transcription factor CP2 like 1 (gene TFCP2L1). The record is from RefSeq and is a predicted model, not a curated record. Gene Ontology annotation, molecular function: DNA-binding transcription activator activity, RNA polymerase II-specific; RNA polymerase II cis-regulatory region sequence-specific DNA binding. The coding region runs from base 94 to 1530 and encodes 478 amino acids. Lineage: Eukaryota; Metazoa; Chordata; Mammalia; Diprotodontia; Vombatidae. Gene Ontology annotation, biological process: regulation of transcription by RNA polymerase II. Gene Ontology annotation, cellular component: nucleus. The transcript is spliced from 15 exons.
GCGGCUUUGUUGCGGGGGCUCUGGCCACCGGUGAGGCACACUCCCCUCCCUAUAUUGUCUGCGCUCUCCUGAGUUUCGAGAAGGAAAGAAACCAUGCUGUUUUGGCACACUCAGCCGGAGCACUACAACCAGCACAACUCCGGCAGCUAUUUGCGUGAUGUCCUUGCACUGCCAAUCUUUAAGCAGGAGGAACCUCAGCUGUCCCCUGAGAAUGAAGCCAAACUGCCCCCAUUUCAGUAUGUGCUCUGUGCAGCCACAUCACCAGCUGUGAAACUUCAUGAAGAAACUCUGACCUACCUCAAUCAAGGUCAGUCUUAUGAAAUUCGACUUCUGGAGAAUCGGAAGCUGGGAGAUUUUCAGGAUCUCAACACAAAAUAUGUGAAGAGUAUCAUCCGUGUGGUUUUCCAUGAUCGGCGACUCCAGUACACAGAGCAUCAGCAGCUGGAGGGCUGGCGAUGGAGCCGACCUGGGGAUCGAAUCCUGGAUAUUGAUAUCCCUCUCUCUGUUGGCAUCUUGGACCCCAGGGCCAGCCCAACACAAUUAAAUGCAGUUGAAUUUCUGUGGGAUCCCUCAAAAAGAGCUUCAGCCUUCAUUCAGGUACAUUGCAUCAGCACAGAAUUCACACCCAGGAAACACGGGGGAGAAAAAGGAGUUCCUUUUCGAGUGCAGAUUGAUACCUUUAAACAGAAUGAGAAUGGGGAGUACACAGAACAUUUGCAUUCAGCCAGUUGCCAGAUCAAAGUGUUCAAGCCAAAGGGAGCAGAUCGGAAACAGAAGACAGAUAGGGAGAAAAUGGAGAAGAGAACUGCACAGGAGAAGGAGAAGUACCAGCCAUCUUAUGAAACUACAAUCCUCACAGAGUGUUCUCCAUGGCCAGAUAUUCCUUACCAAGUAAACAAUGUCCCAUCACCGAGUUACAACAGCUCUCCAAACAGCUUCAGCCUGGGAGAUGGCAACAGUUCUCCAACUCACCAAGUGGAGCCUCUGCCUAUCAGCAAUGAUCACCUCCUUCCUUCCGCUUCUAUUCAAGAUGCCCAGCAAUGGCUUUACCGCAAUAGGUUUUCUCCGUUCUGUAGACUCUUCUCAAGUUUCUCUGGUGCUGACUUACUGAAGAUGUCCAAAGAAGAUUUUGUUCAAAUCUGUGGCCCUGCUGAUGGGAUCCGCCUCUUCAAUGCCAUCAAAGGCAGAAAUGUAAGGCCAAAGAUGACCAUCUAUGUGUGCCAGGAUUUGGAGCAGAACAGGUCUCAUCUUCAGCAGAAGAGAGAAGGUGGAGACAGCAAUUUGUGUGUGUACCAUGCUAUCUUUUUGGAAGAGCUGACCACUUUGGAGCUAAUUGAGAAGAUUGCAAAUCUCUACAGCAUUUCCCCUCAGCAUAUUAACCGAGUCUACAGGCAGGGACCAACGGGGAUCCAUGUGGUGGUGAGCAAUGAGAUGGUACAGAAUUUCCAAGAUGAAUCUUGUUUUGUUAUCAGCACAUUAAAAGCUGAAAGCAAUGAUGGCUACCACGUCAUCUUGAAAUGCGGACUCUGAAUGCCAGGAUCCUUAACCACAUCAGACUCCAAGGCACCCCUUUCUUUCUGUCUUCUCCCCUCAACGUAGACAUCACCCCAGCUGCAAAAUACAGAGACUUGUGGAAAAAAAAAAAGCAAAAGCUUAAAA